UUAAACUCUGACUACUUUUUAGUUAAUCAACACGCCACUUUUAUAGAAACGCCUAAUUAUUUGUCUCUACUGCUUCCAUUUCUAAUUACUUUCUCGUAAUUUUCGCUUACUUUUCAGCCCACUCCCCCCUGUUCCGUCAAAGCUUCACAGAUAUCUCGUGAGCAAUUUGUUGAAAAUGGCAACGUCCGCCUUCAAAUCCACUUCCCGUAGAGGAACCGCCAACUCAAAUUCAUCAUCUUCAUCUUCCAAAGCUCCUCCACUUGUCCGUAAACGAUCGUUGAGUGUAAGCGCAAUUUCCAGAACCUCAACAAAAAUCGACUUUGAUUCCAAAUUCUCCAAUAAAUGCGAUAAUCCUCUUUUCUGCACCGAGAACGAUAAAGGUAAAAUCAAUGAGAAGGAGAAUUUUGGUGUUGCAAGGAGAAGUGAUAUUGUUGAAGAGAGGGGACGGACGGUUACGAGAGGUUCCGGUGUUAAGAAUGGGAUUGGACGGAGUGUUUCCAGAGUUAGAGGUCGGUCUGUUUCCAGAGGACACUAUGGAUCUGCUUAUGAGAGUGAAAAGGAACUACAAUCAAACAAUGUCCAGAGACUUACAUCGGGAAAGGUAGCAAACACUUCCAAAAAUUCCAGUUUAGUUAGAAAUGAUACUGAUAGGAGCAGCCAGGCCAAGAUCUCACCAGGAACAAUGAGGCAAGGUCAAGUCACUGAAUAUUCUGAAGAUGAUUCAGCUAGUAGUCUGCAUAUUUCGAAUUGGGAAGACAGUGUUUCGGCAUGUUCUUUGUCAGAAGCUGAAGAGAAGACCAUAAAAGCUGUUUGUGAGCAAAUGAAGUCAGUUCGAAGUGACCAGUGGGGUGCUGAUACUGCUGCUAGCGGAAUAUAUGAAACUGUUCGCUCUGAAGUGAGGCGUGCUAUUUCUGAUAUUCAGACUGACCUUGAAGAUGCUAUCCGACGGAACAAUGUUAAUGCUAUUACAACUGCUAAUGUUGCUGAUAUCCCACCUAACUUGGUCAACCCUGAGGCUGAUGAAUUAGUUUCAGACAUUCGAAGGGAAUAUGCCAGAAAACUUGAUGAGUCUGAAGAGCGGGCUAGAAAACUUCGAUCAGAUCUGGCUGUUGAAGAGCAUCGAGGCCUGGAGAUAAGUAGGAUUCUCAAGGAGAUACUUUCUGAUCCAAAGCCCUCACCCCCUCAGAGAUCUCGUGCAGGAAGAAAAAGAAGUAAUGAGAGGAAAAAAAUGUCAAAGCGUCUUACUGAAGAAGCACUGACAUAUUUUGAUGAAUGUGUAUCCAUAUCAACUUUUGAUAGCUCUGACUUCUCAGCACCGGAAUACCCAUCUCACAGCUCUGCUGUAGCUACUAGUUCAACUGGUGUAACCGCUCCUGUCCUACUUGGGAGUCCAAGCACUAUGUCAACAUCUUCCCUGAUAAUAGCUGGCCACAUUCAGCACACCGAUGGUUAUGAAGAUUCAAGUUUAACAGCUAACAGCUACAAUGAUGAACCUCUACUGCAUCAAGUCGAGCAAAAAGGCAGUGAUCCAGUGAGGGGACAACAAAUUCAGUUCUCUUUUGGUCAGAAAUCUCCAGAAAGCAAUCAGACUCACGAGGACUUAAGGAGUUACGUUAAGCAUUUUGAGAAAGAUACAAAUAAAGAUGUGUUCAGCUUGGAUACUAACAGUCUCUUUUAUGAUGCAAAUGAAUAUAAAUUGCAAGGUCAUACAGAGAGCUUACUUUUUGGCAGGGUAGCCUUGAGAAACAGGAUAGCUUCUGGAGGUCUGCAUCUGUGCAGUGGAGGUUUUCCAGUUACAUGUUUUCCAUUUGGUUUUGCUUGAAAAUUCCGGGGCCCUUUGUUCCCAUAUGCAAACAAAGCUCUCGUUUUGUUCUUUUUGUCAAUAUGUAUUCAGCUUUUUGAAGAGUUAGAAGUUACUCUAGAAAAAUAGAAAGAGAAAUGGAAGGUCAACGAUAGCUGAUUGUACACCUUUUAACACCCUGCAGCUUCUGGUUGUAAAUAGAUAAAUUUGCAGUUUAUAUUUCAACUUUAAUUUAUUAUGUCUAAUUAUUCCUCUGUAAUUUAUUGUUCAAAGAACUAUUCCUGUGGAAUCUUUAGAAGAGAGCAACUUUUACUUUUGGUAAGACACUUUUACUAUUA
This is a messenger RNA of Capsicum annuum, 2139 nucleotides long. RefSeq lists its product as uncharacterized. The record is from RefSeq and is a predicted model, not a curated record. The transcript is spliced from 8 exons. Lineage: Eukaryota; Viridiplantae; Streptophyta; Magnoliopsida; Solanales; Solanaceae. Bases 176 to 1822 code for a protein of 548 amino acids.